AUGCCGACAUUUGGAGGACUGUUGAAGAAGAAAAAGACACAUUCGAUCAGCUCGAGGGAAGCGCCCUCCUCACCAACGGGUGCCGAAGCUUCUGCCACCACCACCGCAUCAUCCGACCAGAAGAAGAAAAAAGCCUCUUCCUCGGACGCUGAAAAGCAUCGCCGCCAGUCCGGAAAAAAGGACUCGAGCGACAAAACCGAAUCUUCACUGAGUACGAACAGAGGAACUCCCUCCGACACUCCGAUGACCUCAACAGCUCCCUCGGCCCACAGCUCCGCCCCGGCCGCAUCUACACAGCAACAACAGCAGUAUACGCAAGGUAUAGGCAGUAUAAACAGCAUCAUCAACCCGCCGCAACAACAGCAGCAUGGCCAGGAUGCAGCUGCCGCGCAGGCCCAACAAUUCCAGGCUGCAAGAGCACAGCCACGCCAGACAAAGGGAAAAUACUCCCUAGAAGAUUUUGCGCUGCAACGCACGCUGGGCACAGGCAGUUUUGGUCGAGUGCACUUGGUCCAGUCCAAGCAUAACCACCGCUUCUAUGCCAUCAAGGUGCUGAAGAAGGCGCAGGUCGUGAAGAUGAAGCAGGUCGAACACACAAAUGACGAGAGGAGGAUGCUGCAAAGGGUUAAGCACCCGUUUCUCAUCACCCUGUGGGGGACCUUUCAGGACUCGAAGAAUUUGUACAUGGUCAUGGACUUUGUCGAAGGAGGGGAGUUGUUCAGCCUGCUUCGCAAGUCGCAAAGAUUCCCCAACCCCGUUGCAAAAUUUUACGCUGCAGAGGUCACGUUAGCCCUGGAGUACUUGCAUGCACAACACAUCAUUUACCGUGAUCUCAAACCCGAGAACCUGCUGCUGGAUCGGCAUGGUCACUUGAAGAUUACCGAUUUCGGUUUCGCAAAGGAAGUGCCUGACAUCACAUGGACGCUCUGCGGUACACCCGACUAUCUUGCUCCAGAGGUCGUCUCCUCCAAGGGAUACAACAAAUCGGUAGACUGGUGGUCCUUGGGAAUUCUUAUAUUUGAAAUGCUCUGCGGCUUCACUCCUUUCUGGGACAGCGGUUCUCCCGUCAAGAUCUACGAAAACAUUCUUCGCGGAAAGAUCAAAUUCCCUCCUUACAUGCACCCAGAUGCGGUCGACCUGUUGUCGCAAUUGAUCACACCAGACCUGACAAAGCGCCUGGGCAAUCUUCACGGAGGACCCGAGGAUGUCAAGAACCACCCUUGGUUUGCAGAGGUCACAUGGGACCGACUUCUGAGGAAAGACAUUGAUGCCCCUUACGUGCCUCCCGUCAGAGCCGGCCAGGGUGACGCUAGCCAGUUCGAUAAGUAUCCCGAGGAGAAUGAGGCGUAUGGAGUUCAUGGAGAAGAUCCAUACAACAACCUUUUCGCCGAUUUCUAA
Messenger RNA from Talaromyces rugulosus, 1398 nucleotides. RefSeq lists its product as uncharacterized. The transcript is spliced from 4 exons. Gene Ontology annotation, biological process: peptidyl-serine phosphorylation. The coding region runs from base 1 to 1398 and encodes 465 amino acids. Gene Ontology annotation, molecular function: ATP binding; cAMP-dependent protein kinase activity. The record is from RefSeq and is a predicted model, not a curated record. Lineage: Eukaryota; Fungi; Ascomycota; Eurotiomycetes; Eurotiales; Trichocomaceae. Gene Ontology annotation, cellular component: nucleus; cAMP-dependent protein kinase complex.